AUGUCUGUUCUGUUUGCUAAUCAAACUUGUUACAUCGUCACUUCCGAGACACCCACGCCUUUUUUUUUUAUUCUCUCCCUCGCUUUUUGCAAGAUUUGUAUUUUUCUUUGCAGCUGUCAUUCGAGUUGCAGCUGCCGAGAAGGAAACAAAUCUUGCAAACCUUUUGUAAAAAUAUCUCCAAGAAGUGCCUUACGCCUUUAUAACGGUUGCCGAUUUCAAGUUAGGAUUUUUUUCCAACAUUAUCCCAUCUUGAUUAUCAUGCCUUUCUAUGCAGUGAAAAGAGGACGAGUUCCCGGUGUUUAUGAAUCAUGGGCUGAGUGCCAAAACCAGAUAGAUGGUUAUGCUGGUGCAAAGUUCAAGAAAUUUGCUACUGAAGAAGAUGCUUAUUCUUUUGCUGAGAUCCCCAUGGAAAAGAAUUCAAAAGAUGCCAGUUGUGAAGUGACAAAGAUUUUUGGAGAGUUAAUGUCAAAGUUUGAGGGCAAAGUUGCUGAACUCUCAUCUUUAAGUGAGUCUUUGGUCUCUGCAUUAAGUAAACUUGACAAGUCAGAAAUCAACUUGGCAUUUACUGAAAUGGUCACCAACCUUGAUGCAGGUGUGAACAAGUUGAAAACCAACACAGACCUUGCUGUUCAUUCUAAAUUCAUGGAAACUGUUGGCAAGAGAAAGUCUGAUGUUAGUGGAACUGAUGCACAGCCUGAGAAAAAGAAGAAAGCUGUUUUGGAACCACGGUUUACAGGUGAGAAAUUUCUAUAG
Messenger RNA from Acanthosepion pharaonis, 753 nucleotides. NCBI's taxonomy places the organism in Eukaryota, Metazoa, Mollusca, Cephalopoda, Sepiida, Sepiidae. The record is from the annotation of a GenBank genome assembly.